Papaver somniferum (opium poppy) is the source of this 680-nucleotide messenger RNA. Its product is annotated as transcription factor CPC-like. Gene Ontology annotation, molecular function: transcription cis-regulatory region binding. The coding region runs from base 173 to 397 and encodes 74 amino acids. Gene Ontology annotation, cellular component: nucleus. The record is from RefSeq and is a predicted model, not a curated record. The transcript has 3 exons. Gene Ontology annotation, biological process: cell differentiation. Lineage: Eukaryota; Viridiplantae; Streptophyta; Magnoliopsida; Ranunculales; Papaveraceae.
UCAUUCUAAGGUACUACUUCUCAUUCGUCGUCAGCUCGUCCUAUAAAUAAACCCCACUGAGUAUAUCCAUUACUUUUACAUAGCUCAACACAAGUUUCAUCUACUUUGCUGAUUCCAUUUAAAUUGCAGUUAUUUUACUCAUCCUCUUCCUUAAUUUCUUGCAUAUACACAAAUGGCAAACUUGGAUGAUCAAUCUUCUGUGGAUACUUCUGUUGAUUCUCAAGAAGAGAACAGUACAGACUCCAGGCUUCACUUUUCGGAAGCUGAGGAAACACUUAUAAUCCUAAUGCAUAAUCUUGUUGGUGAGAGGUGGCCUCUAAUUGCUGGGAGGAUUCCAGGGAGAACAGCGGAGGAGAUUGAAAAAUACUGGACUUCAAGAUAUUCAACAAGUGAAUGAAAAUGAAAGUAUCUACUAUGUUUUUGCUUUCCAUAACAAUGCAAAUGAUUUUUUUUUCUAUCGAAGUGGCUGUGUUAGUUGUAUAAGUUUAGAAAGAUAGAGAAUUUAAUUUGUUGGCUUUCAAUGGGUUUCAUUUUCUGCUUUUAAUUAAUCUUGGAAGUAUACUUCUUGGCAAGUGUUUCAUGGUGUUUCAAUUUUUAGAAUUUAAGCUUUUCAUUGAAGUUUGACAUUAGCUUGUUAGGUGAAAGUAAAUAAACUUCACAACAUUCAGAUUGGCAAUUUC